UUCAGACCGCCUCGACGCAAAAUUUUGAUUCUUCUUCUCAAAGAGUUGGUUCUGUUCUAUUGAAGGGACUCGGUAGUUCUCCAAUGGAGGGAACCAGCAAAACCACCAAAAGAAAGCUGGUCAAGAAAUCUGACAACAAGGUCGAUAAGAAACUCAAGAAGGAGCUUGAUGAUCCCGUUUCCUCUCAGCCACAUGACGAUGCCUCCGACUCCGAUUUGGACGAUCUUCCCAAACUCCUCGAGCCCUUCUCCAAGACACAACUAAUCGAGCUCAUCUGCACCACUGCUCUCAAAGAUGCUAAUCUCGAAGCCCAAAUUCGAGCUGCUGCCGACCGUGAUGUCACGCACCGCAAGAUUUUCGUCCAUGGCCUCGGUUGGGACACCACCAAAGAAACCCUAACUUCGGUUUUUGAAUCAUUUGGUGAAAUUGAAGACUGCAAUGUGGUUUUGGAUAAGAAUACAGGGAAAGCUAAGGGCUAUGGGUUUAUUUUGUUCAAAUCCCGUCAGGGUGCGACUAAGGCGUUGAAGGAACCUAGGAAGAAGAUUAAUAACAGGAUGGCUUCGUGUCAAUUGGCUUCUGUGGGUUCAGUGCCGCCGCCUCAAAGUCAGGAGGUUGGGCCGCGGAAGAUUUAUGUGGCGAAUGUGCACCAUAACGUGGAUGCUGAGAGGCUUAGGACGUUCUUUGCGAAGUUUGGGGAAUUGGAGAUGGGUCCGAUUGGGUUCGAUCCCGAAACAGGGAAAUCGAGGGGUUAUGCUAUUUUUAUUUACAGAACAAAUGAAGGUGCGAGGAGGGCUCUUGAGGAGCCACACAAAGUAUUCGAAGGGAACAAAUUGCAUUGCCAGAGGGCGGCUGAGGGGAAGAACAAGAAUCAGAAUUCGACGCAGGCAGUGCAAAGCUUGGCGCAGACUCAGCCGCCGAUGAUGGCAGCCAUGGCUACAGCUUCAAAUUUGCCAUUGUUUGCUCAACAUCCGAGCCUCAAUCCUGUGUGCGGUGGAUUUGGGAACCCAGCUUUGGGAGGUGGAAUGUUGAACCAGGGAGUAGUUCCCAUGAGUCAAGUGGGUCUGGUUGGUAGUUCAGUUGGGGCUGGGAUAGGCUUGAGUGGUUACAGUGGGGGUUCAUAUGGCUUAAGCCAAUUAAGUGCCGGUGGUUCGUCAAUGCUAGGCUCUUACGGGUCCGAUUCUUCAUCACUGAAGGGGUUGCCGCACAUUUAUUCGAGCACAAUGCUUGGCAAGGCCGUAUCGGAUCGGGGUCCGGCGGCUUCUGGUGGGUCUCUUGGAGGAUACACAUCAUAUUUAUGGUAUGAGAUGUUUCUUAUUCUUUUUACUUGCCGCACUUUAAGCCUUCCAUUUAUAUGUUUCAACUAUCCAUUCGUGCUUAGCAUUAAUUAUAGUGACAGGUAGAAUGUAUUAAUAAUUAAUGGGUGCUAUUAGUACUGGCAUCAUCAUCAGCCUGUGUGUAUAAUUAUUAUUUAGGUAAUUGGUCCGUAUAAUCCCUAAGGCUACCACUAGUUUGUAAUUUUAAGAGUUUCUAAUUAUUGUAUACCUCUUAGUAAUAAGGUGGUUAAAGAUGCCCUUCUCGGAAGGUAGUCAGGAACACUUGCCAAGACAACUCUAUUUAAUACUCCCAACGUCUUGUCUAUCUAUAUUUAGGAUGCCUUGUAGAGUCGUGAGAGUGAAGUGGGCGAAAAAGAAUUAUAGACUUCUUUGGAAAGAUUGAGGUAAGAAAGGAGGGUUAUAAAUUGCAUCUAGUGAACUAGAGGAGAAUGGCCUUGUCUCUGUGGUAUGCAAGAGGUUUUAGGAGAGGUAAUAUCUACAGGGUGUAGGUUGAUGCGACUCCAAUUAGAGUUAAAAUUUAUGCCCAACGGGCCUAUCAAUUUGAGAAAAACGAGGUCGAAAUCGACUUGUUGUAAAACCGAACUGUCUGCUUGACCAAAAAACAUCCCCAAUGGACUACCAAGCGUACAAGAAUCUAAUCAAAUUUGACCAAAUCAACCCGAAUUCUAAUACCAAACUAAUUUUUCUGGUUAUGAAAUUGUACCCGCCAAUCAAUUUACUUGCUUUGGUUGGCUCUUUUAGUUUCAUAUUGGCCGCAUAGUUACCGUAAAAAAAGGGUAUAGAAAAGUAUUUAUGUGUUUUAGAUACUUUUAGGCUUUUCUUGUUGGCAUGCAACAAAGGAGCAGAUAUUCGCUUAAAAGCUGAUUUCAUGGCAGUUGAGGUGAGGUCUAAGUAAAUUCGCAAUGAAGCUUGCUGACAUCUUUAAUAGGUAUAAAAGCAAUACUAUUUAGAGCUACUUUAAUAAUUUGCAUGGAGCUCAUCAGGCAUCUAUCUGUGUCGAGGGUCUUAGACUGGAUGCUUACAUAGCCAACAUAGGGAUCUGGCUCACAAUUCAUUUUCAACACCAAAGCAAUUAAGAUUAACAAGUCCUGGAGUUUUCUUAUUCAUGAUAGUUCAACGAAUUCGUGAUAGAGCCCUCUAUUGUUACUAUAUUAAUAGGGUGAAGGCUUUUUAAAUCUUUAAAGAUGUCAAGAGUGUUACGAUAAAGGUAUCCUAGCUAGUGAAUUACCUUUUACCUGGGAUAUGUGCCAAAACAUCUACGGAUAGUUGUUUCUUUUGGUUGUAUCUUGGGUGUUGAUGUUUGAAUUCGAGAUCACUGACAAAUUAUCCGUUCCUAUACUCUUCCUAUCUUGGGGGAGAGGAACGGAUAUUUCAAGAUAGGAAGAGUAUAGGGAGGAGGUUCAAAGGGGGCUCACAUUAAUGACUCUCCCUUGUAUUUCUUCUAAUAAGUUUUUUCAGUGAUUUUCCUACAUUUUGUUUAAUGUGUAUUUCUAUUAUCAACAGUCGGAGCUCUUUUUUCCAAGUGUUGUUAUGACGGCCCCUUUUUGAUUGGUUUGACCUUGUUCGUCCUUUCCUUUUUUCUCUUCUUUUUUAAUUAUUAUUUUUGGGUUUGUAUUGCCCCUACAUGUUGUUCCUGCAAUUUUCUUAAUGAAGUCUCUUGUGUGUUUCAGUCUGUAUGGCCCCUACUUACGUACAUAUAAACCACUUAUGUGUUGGUUGCAUUACUUCUCAAAGUGAUUCUACAAAUGCAGAUUACCAUAUAUUAUUUUAAAAUGACUU
Molecule: messenger RNA, 3113 nt
Organism: Cucurbita pepo subsp. pepo (vegetable marrow)
Lineage: Eukaryota; Viridiplantae; Streptophyta; Magnoliopsida; Cucurbitales; Cucurbitaceae
Source: RefSeq, a predicted model, not a curated record